Micromonas commoda is the source of this 1949-nucleotide messenger RNA. RefSeq lists its product with no specific name. Bases 432 to 1352 code for a protein of 306 amino acids. Lineage: Eukaryota; Viridiplantae; Chlorophyta; Mamiellophyceae; Mamiellales; Mamiellaceae. The record is from RefSeq and is a predicted model, not a curated record. The transcript is spliced from 4 exons.
ACAGCGAUACGACGAUAAAUAAUUUUACGGACCCAAUAAAAUGACGAAUGAUGGACAUAAUCGAAAACCAGCACGGGACCGAACUCACUCGCUUGGGCGAGUUCUGCGGAAUCAGGCGCAAAGUCAAGAUUGGGAACCUAACGCACCCGUGAGCAGAGAUUCACGAAACAAUCAUCUCUGCUCCUACCCCCGACGUUUCUUCAUGAGCGGAGGAGCGACACAGGUGCGGCGUGUAAAAAUACACUCUCACCUGACUGUUCCGAUGAAACAAACCUUUUUUGUUCAACGUUAGUUCCCCUUCCCCAAAAAUUUUAAGUUGACCGGAAUUGAACUCGAUCCAGGUUCCCGACUAUAGUCGAAAACAUGCCAUUGAAGGCGAGCGUCAUGUAUCUCCAAAACAUGAUAUUGACGUGCCGGGAGAACACCGUGUUAUGGAAGGCGAUUUCCCUGAGACUUUGUUGCCUGCAAGUCGUCUGCAAGACAGAUACUUUCACGGAGCCUCCAACUUCGACGUAAGCCACGAAGCACCUUGGAGAGGUAAACACAAACCUCCGAUAAAUUUUGGCCAUCCGCGUGGCUAUUCUGAAGAUCCUAUCAGGGAGCAUUGCCCGAGUAAUUUUGGGAAAGGCGGUGUCCGUCACUAUCGCAGGCGACUGGCAGGCCCAAUUUCCACGUCUCUAGAGACAAAGCUUUCAUAUUCUGCUGGGGGUCUAUGCCCAGAUAAGGGGCCUAUCUUCUACGGGCAUCGAAACACUAUCGGGACGAAAAGUCCCGGAAAGCCGAAUCAACGGCGUAUACCAAAUUUGAUUCAGCGCCAAAAAGACAACUUCGUUGGUAUGUCUCUCCCACCGCCGGACCCUUUGCCGAAGCCGCCGCCCUGUGCUCCCCCUCCGUAUGCCCGUGACAGUGAUAAGGCACAAAAGCCAAUGCAAUGGAGAAUAAACGCGACGAAUGCUAGCCACCUCUUCCGCGAUGAGACAGAGUAUUCAGAUGAUAUCAAGCAACAGCAACCGAUUCGGGGCCAGCGAGUUGGAAAGUUUUCACCAGCGUAUGAGGCGGGGAAGAGGGAGCUGCCGAGUUGGGGAUGGAACCCCAAAAAAGGGAAAAACGACACUUCUGUACCUGAUGUUUUGGGCACGCACGAUUUCCACAACGCCGGUAAAGGUCGCAAGGGUCGGGCUAACAGCGAUCUUCCCGAAGGUGAAUAUGCUGGGGCAACAACAAAAACCAUUGCAGGCAAAGAACCCUUCGAAACUGUCGGCGUCACCCCCAAACAUCUGGGACUGAUUGCAGAGUCCCCCAAAAAGCCUAGCAUCGCACUCCCAGCACAUCCUUCAACACAGUUGGUGUAACACCUCAAAUGAUGGGUGUACCAGUGGAUCUUCAAGCUGGGGGGCUAAAGCCGCCAAAACACCACGCCCCGCAUUCCGAAUUUCUCGCAGGCGCACCCACCAGUGUUUUAAAUGCUCGACGAAUCGGCAAGGGGGAAGGUGAGUACAGUCAGAGAGCCAGACUGAGGCUCUCACGUACAUGUUAUCACCUGCUGCCAAAAUCGACACGUCAUUCCAAUACAGAUGGAUCCGAUCACAUAUAGGGCACAGGUCCUGUCAGAUAUUUUUGAACGACCAAAAAAUUAUGCAGUAUUUGCGGUCUUCGAGAAAAUUAAUGCAUGUUUGUGUCACGUGUUUUCGUCCGAAGAGAUUAUAUUGAGGAGGCGAUGGACUCUCCUCGAGCACUCCUGCUGCUCCAGGAAACACACUGCACAUCACAUCUACCAUCUACAGUUUCACAUCGACCCAAGUGUUCCUCGGCCUCCUCGUCAUCGUCGUCGCGCGCUCACGCGGUGGCUCGUGAGAGUCCAUCACCACAGCCGCACGCAACUCAGCGCGAGAAGGCAGUUUCAGGGAGGUGUGCAUCUUCCACGCAACUCCAAGACAGCCAGUGUGGUG